CAUGACAGCGGGGGAGACGGUCGAGGCGUCGUGGCGGGUGGGUGGCGUCUUUCCUUUUCGAAGCAGCGAGGCUGAAGAGUCACAAAACUGGGGCAAAGGACUGAAGAUGUCAUCUUAUUUGACUCAGGAGGUUCAUCUUGCUAGAAGGCAUGAAGAGAUACUGUCUCAGAGAUCAGAGCUGCUACAGCAGAUGGAGACUUAUCUAGGAGACAAAAAGACUAAAAAGACAUGGCAAACUCAAGCAGCUGAUGCAGCUCGUAAAAGGAAUGCAGCACUUUUAAAUGAUAUAGAAGCAGCAGAAAAAAAGCUGCAAGAAAGAGUGUGUUUACUUCCACAUCCUGAUACUGUUAAGUUAGAAACUCUCUAUUGGGCAUCAAUAAAAGAAUCUCUUCCCAAGUGGGAACAGUUUCUUUUAGGAAGAGCAGAAGUUCCUAUUGGUUUUACGAAAAUGAAAACUACAAAACAGAACAUAAGCUACCCAGAAGAAGAUUCGCAAAAAUAAACACUCUAGGUUGCUUUUGUUUUGUAACUUAUGGCUUAGGCAGACAAGAUCAUCCAAAUCAGGCAACGGAAUAUCACGCCGUUAAAUUGUAAUGUAAAUCAUAUAAAUGAAAAUUAACCAUAUUGGAUAAUUUU
Molecule: messenger RNA, 636 nt
Organism: Calidris pugnax (ruff)
Lineage: Eukaryota; Metazoa; Chordata; Aves; Charadriiformes; Scolopacidae
Gene: CEP15
Product: chromosome unknown open reading frame, human C3orf14
Exons: 5
Coding region: 2-502 (166 amino acids)
Source: RefSeq, a predicted model, not a curated record